UACUUUUUUAUUUUCUUUUGGAGAGUAAAAGUCAAAUCUGUUGUUACUGCGACGACAUAGUUUACGAGUAGUCAACACGUGUAUCUAAACUUCACACAAUACAACAAACAUCACAACAUGCCUGAUCAGGACGUAUACCGCAAAGUCGGCCGAGGCGGCGCCGGGAAUUUUGUAUCAAGCAAACCUGAAGAUGCCGCCAACGCCGAUCUUGAAGCACAGAACCUAGCAACAGAAGAAGUCCAGCCAUCCGCCAACGGCCCAUCACGAGCUGGCCGUGGAGGCUUCGGCAAUUACGUCAACCCAGAGGAACUACCAGAUGCCAAAGAGCAAGACGAGAUGGCUCAGAAGACAGCGGCUGCUGUGAAUGCAAGUCUGAAGAAGAAUCACGUUGCGAGGGGAGGACUUGGUGGGAGAGGUGGAGCUGGAAACUGGAAGCAUGCUAUUUCGUUUGAAGAGGAGGAAAGGAUGAGAGAAGAAGAAAGAUUGAGAGGUGAGCAAUUGGCCAAGAAGGUGAAGGAGGAGGUUGAUCAGGGUCUAAGAAUGCCUGAAAAGGCACAUCACGGACAUCAUGUUAAGCAUAACGAACAAUGAGGCUUGCUAAUGGCAGCGGGACGGCCGGGACUCGGGCUAGAAUGCUUAGAGCCAUAUGGGUUCAUUUUAC
Molecule: messenger RNA, 661 nt
Organism: Fusarium oxysporum Fo47
Lineage: Eukaryota; Fungi; Ascomycota; Sordariomycetes; Hypocreales; Nectriaceae
Product: DUF3602 domain-containing protein
Exons: 2
Coding region: 118-591 (157 amino acids)
Source: RefSeq, a predicted model, not a curated record